This is a messenger RNA of Zootermopsis nevadensis, 1553 nucleotides long. RefSeq names its product DNA replication complex GINS protein PSF2-like protein (gene Psf2). The record is from RefSeq and is a predicted model, not a curated record. Gene Ontology annotation, cellular component: nucleus; GINS complex. Gene Ontology annotation, biological process: DNA replication; double-strand break repair via break-induced replication. NCBI's taxonomy places the organism in Eukaryota, Metazoa, Arthropoda, Insecta, Blattodea, Termopsidae.
UUUCUUCCGGCGAUGCCGUUCAUUGGCUCCGCCAACGCGGCAGACAACUUCAAAAAUAUAUUGUCUAGGUUAUGUAGGUGAUGCUAUAAAAUAUCUGAUAUACAGUGAAGGAAAACAACUCAAAUUUGGUAUUAUAAUAUGGAUCCAGCGGAAGUAGAAUUUCUCGCCGAGAAUCAGAUGGUUAGCAUAGUUCCAAACUUCAAUUUUGAAAGAAUAUAUCUUAUAUCUGGUGAUAUUGGUCCAUUUCGAGCAGGUCUUCCAGUUCAAGUUCCCAUUUGGAUGGCUACAAAUCUUCGACAGCGUCAGAAAUGUCGAAUAAUAGCACCUGAUUGGAUGGACACUGAAAGACUGGAGCAAGUGAAGGAAGAAGAAUCUCAAUCCAGGUACUUUACCAAAAUGCCAAGUGAACAUUACAUGGUGGAAGGCCAUAUGUUGCUUGGAGUCGCUGCAGAGGACAUUCCACAUGCAGAUGAAAUUCGCACUAUUCUUAAGGACAUCUGGGACAUGCGUAUGUCCAAACUUCGGUCAUCAGUGGAUGCAUUCAUCAAAACUGGUGGCAGUCAUGCAAAACUGGACCACCUGACAGCAAUGGAGAUAAAUAGCAUAAGGCCACUACUACCACAUGCACUUGAUGAAUUAUAUAAGCUGCAGAAAGUUACAAAUGAGCCAUCUCAGCAGUCGCUCACACAGGAUAUCUCACAGUGAAUUGAUACGGGCAUCUCAUUUGAAAAAACUGCUAGCCUGGUAAGUAGUGGUAACUGGUAAAAGCAUGUGACCGUUGCUGCUUUGUGAAGAGUGAAGAGAAAGUGUGAGUCUCGUCUUGUGUACACAAUUGAAGUGCGUUGCUGGACAGGAACAUGUUGUCUGGGAAUGGCUUCAGACCAGAAGAAGAAUGAACUGUGUGUAUGCACAUAAUUCAAAUUUAUUUAUAUAUUCAGUUGUUAUCCACCAUUGCACCCAAUCCUGGUCUACUUCCCAUCUUCAAAACUUCAUUCCCUGAGAUCAAUUUUAAUAUUAUCCUCCCAUCAUCUCAGUCUUAAUUUGUAGUAAAAUUUCCAAGUGAUUUUAUUUGAUACUGUCGAGUAUGCCCUAAUGCUUUAUUAGUGAGUCCCUUGACAUCGGGGCAUUACGGCACUUGUUCAAGCGGCAGAUGGAGGAAAUCUCCAAAUAUUGAGGGUGGCUGCAAAUAUAAAUGUGCCAAAUAACAAGCAGGGAGAUAUCUGGCAGGAGCCAGUUCUCUGUAAUAGGAUUGGUAUGGGGGAUAAUUUCCCUCACGAUACAAAAUUAGCUUCUGAAGUCAUGAAAAAGUGUUGCACAUUUUCGCACAGUUCAUGCAACGUGAAGCUGACGCAAGAUUUGGAACGACGAAUGCCGAUAGGCUGAAUGUGCCAGUCACAUUGAUAAUGGUAGCUAGAGAAUUGGCGAAAGAUUACGUAUGUCCUGUGUCCGCUCGUACUGCAGAUCCUGAAGCUGUUUCCUGACACCUGUGUUAUAUUGUGGUUCCUCUGUAUUUACUUUUAAUUCAGUGUUAAUACAUUCUGUAGUUCAUUUUU